Micropterus salmoides (largemouth bass) is the source of this 5200-nucleotide messenger RNA. RefSeq names its product zinc finger protein 385C (gene znf385c). Lineage: Eukaryota; Metazoa; Chordata; Actinopteri; Centrarchiformes; Centrarchidae. Bases 327 to 2102 code for a protein of 591 amino acids. The record is from RefSeq and is a predicted model, not a curated record. Gene Ontology annotation, cellular component: nucleus. Gene Ontology annotation, molecular function: nucleic acid binding; zinc ion binding. The transcript is spliced from 10 exons.
UUUGAACGGUUUUAACCUGUUUUAUCAAAGACAGGAAACCUCUAAAUCAUAGCUCCAUAUAUGAAUCCUGUCUUUAUGGUGUGAUUGACAGCUCAUUAGCUUAAUUAGCUAAUCGUAAUGGCAGCUAGGAGACCUGGGACCUGUGUGUCUUGAACUAUGCAAUGAAGGGCUAUUAUUGCAGAAGCCUCUCCAGUUGGCUGCAUUUUUCUCAAUACAAAUUCCAGAUAUCUUCAGUGGGCAUUUUAGCCACUCAACAAAAAGCAAAGUGAGCUAGUAAACAAGAUUUAGUGCAAAGUGCGGCGCAGCAUGGCAGCUCAGCACCAGGUAUGAAACGUCCGUUCAGCCCAUCAGCUCUGCUGAACACCGAGCUGGACAGGAGAGAGUUUGGUGCCGGGCUAGGAGUGCAGAUGGACGGCGAACCUUGCUGCAACACCCAGAAUGAGGGUGCAGUACCAGAUGAGCAGACACCAGGGGGCACCCUCUCUUCUGCACUCAACAGACCCAAAAGGGAGAGAAAGCAGCGGAGCUACACAUUGUGUGAGGUCUGCAACAUCCAACUCAACUCAGCGGCACAGGCCCAGAUCCACUACAACGGCAAAUCCCACCAGAAGAGACUCAAGCAGAUCAGCAAUGGCAAGAUGCCAAGUAACACAGGUACGUCGGCCCAGGGCAGCCCCCUUCUGGCUUCCCUCCCUGUCCCAGGACGGCCUCUGCAGCCACAGCUCGACCUCAAACACCUCCUGCCCUUUAGACUCAAUGGAUCCUCUCCCCUCAGCCUCUUCCCUAACUUUAACGCGAUGGACCCUGUCCAGAAGGCAGUGAUCAACCACACAUUUGGUGUCCCUCAGCCCCUAAAGAAGAAACAGAUUAUCUCCUGCAACAUUUGCCACCUGCGCUUUAACUCAACGAACCAAGCAGAGGCCCACUACAAGGGCCACAAACACGCCCGGAAGCUCAAAGCCAUGGAGGCCCAGAAGAACAGGCAGCGACGAGGGGAGGCCUCAUCCACAGGAAGGGAGAGAGACAGAGACAGAGACCGGGAACGAGAUCGGGACAGGAGCAAGACGUCCACAUCCGAGGCAGCUCUUCCCAUGCUUAUGGACACAAGCUUGGUGGAGGGAACAAGUCUUCAGUCUGAUCUUGAACCAGCCAACCUGGAGGUGAAGCUUGAGGAGAGUCCCAGGAGCUCAGUUAUGCUGACGCCAGUAUCUGAGGUUUCCCCUGUGGAGUUGGUCACCCUUUCCCCUCCUCAAAUUUCACCCUCCUCACAGCUCUCAGAGACUGCCUCAGACACCAGCGUCCCAGAUGUCGCCGAGGCUGCCGAGGCCGGGGUCCUGACCAUUGAGUCAGGCAGCCAUGCAGACACAUCCAGCACAAAUGGGGAGCCACGUACAGAUGAGGACAAGGACCCCAAGAAGAGCAAGGCUCACCUCCACUGUCCUGUCUGUAAAGUCACAGUCAACUCCGUCUCCCAACUGGAAGCACAUAACAGCGGUACAAAGCACAAAUUGAUGCUGGAAGGUCACAGUGUUCUGCCUCGACGCAGGGGAAAAGUGGUGGCAGCUCGUGCAGGCUGCAAGAGCAAGCGGCUGGCCAGCAAAGGCAGUGUCGGGGUGCCCAGCAAGAACUUUCAUUGUGAAGUGUGUGAGAUUUUUGUGAACUCUGAGACCCAGCUUAGCCAGCACAUGAAUAGCAGAAGGCACAAGGACAGGCUGGCCGGAAAACCACCCAAACCCAAAUUUACCCCCCACAGCAAGAGCCAGCCAAGCUCCAGCUUAGCGAACGUGAGAUGGAGUGGCUAUGCAGGCGUGGCUGUGUCUGCCAUGAAGAAAGCGUUCAGCCAGUACAAUCUCACCUCCCUCUCCUCGCAGACCAAACUGGCCUUGCAGAAGCAGCUGACCAAGAGCUUGACAACUGGCUUCCUGCCCAGCCCCCUCACCCAGCCAACUCUGUGCACAGUGGCAACUAACCCACUGGCUCUGCGCCACCCAGUGGGCACCACCACCUUCAUCCAGACCCCCUUCCUGGGCCCUGCACUGUUUCGGCCUGCCCCAGGGCCGCUGCGGGCCACACACACACCCAUCAUCUUCUCCCCCUACUAAAGACUUGACCCACUUCCCAUUUCAGCUCCACGUUUGUCCCUUUACCAAAUCCCAGGCCCUCCUUUAGUGUGACCCACAUGACAAGGGCCACACGCAAACUAUGCAGCCCACCUGACUUACGAUGGAAAGAGUGCACAUGCCCUGACGCUCAGUAGGCCAUUAGGCCUGAGAGCUGUUCCUAUCAUUAAGGCCAAGACCAAGAUCCCCCAUCAUGCCUUCUUUCUGCUCCUCUUAUCAUGACCUAAGGAGCAGGAUAGGCCUCCAGACAGUGACUGGUGCACAGAGGCCACUUUUAUAGCCAUUUCAUGGGUCAAUAUGGUUUGGAUAAUGGAUAUUAUUGUGUAAUUUAUUAGAGAACAUAUAUAGACAUGUCUAGAUGUAUGCUUAGUGUGGUUGCCACAAAAUAAGGUCCCUUUACUUGAUGCUGUUUUAAAACAUUUUUAACUUAUUGGUUUUGGGGUUUUAUGAAAGGGCGGAAGAUCACAGGUCAUUAAAGCAGCUGAACCCAAGGCAUCCUCUUGUAUGGCUGGACAAGUCACUGUCAUUGAUCAGUGUUUUCAACUAACAAGCUUAAAGGAUAAUCUGAGGUCAAUUACUGUCGCAUAUCAUCUUGCAUAUGGCAAUUAUCAAACAACUCUCUGGACAAGUAACCUUGUCAACAAGGACCAAUGUGAGUUCUCAUUAUGGACGGUACUGCACGUGAAGCUACAUAACUACAUACUGUAUGGCCACAUAUUAAAACCCAGUUAGCGCAAUUUUGCACCUCCAUCCCUCUCCCAAUUUCCCCGAGCCCUUAGCUCAUACAAUUAAAACAUUUCUGUCUUUCUGAGUCACAGCCAUAGUCAGAGCCUUCCCAUUUUUUCCCUUUCCUGUAUCCCCAGGAUUAAGCACUCAUUAAGGUCCAGAAAAGGUCAGCUUGUCAACUUGAGUUUGUUUCAAUUUGCAAAUCUGUCUUCGGAAUGACUUUUUAAUAUAUUUUUUUUGGUCCAGUGCAUCAUUCACGCAAUGCAGCUUGAACAUUAUGUUCUCGGCAAGCUAGCGGCACAAAAACAUUUUUCGCACCCAUGGAUGUCUUACAUUGCAAAAUGCCAUUAUUUCUUUCCUCUCAUGACUGCUCUUUUUCUUUUCCUUCCUAAUUCACCCUGCUGUCAUCACCUCACUGUAGUUUUUGAUUUUCUGUGGCAUUAUCUCAGCGUGAGAUGAUGAUGAUAAUGAUGAUGAUGAUGAUGAUGAUGAUGAUGACGACGAGGAAUAGGGAAAGCCUCCCACAACACACAAUCACAUACAUAAUGAAAACACAAUGGAUAACUUGAAGACUUUAUGGGAUUUCAGAGCUCAACGGAAACUUGACAGUGGGUGGGGAGGCUGCUCAGCCAGUACUUGAUUGACAUCCUAUUGCAGUGUUUGCGCACAGCGUGGGAGGGAACAAAGCACAGUGCCAUGGCAACCACAUUAAAAGCACCUUAAAACUGAUUUACUUACGAAAGCAAUGAAAGUUGUGUUUAUAGUCACCUUUCUUUGCUCUAGGUGUAUCUUUUUACAAUCCCAUGUCAAUUUCAGUGAAUUUUGCUUCGAAGAAACAAAAAAACCAAUCAGGUGAGAAUGAUCACGUUAUGGUAUAUCCGUAGCUAAGACAAGUCUCACAUUUAAAGCAAUACAUUCAGUAUGUUUAUGUUUAUGAUGUGUUUUCAGUGUGUCAAUGGCUUUAUCUAUUCUAUACUGUACACACCUGUAAUAAUGUAUUAUGUACUCCGACACAGCCAAGGGCCAAUUCUGAAUAUCAGCGAAGAGUCAUUUGAAUUGAGGGGUUGUCCUGAUGGUGCUGCCCUUGAUGCUUGAUGCUCAUGGUCAGUCUCCACAUGCUGGUGACUCUGGGCUGAGCCGUUUCCAUUUAUAGCUGCUCCCACACUGCGGAAAGGGUGCUUCAGCGCCAUAUGACAUUGCUGUUUCACUUUUUAGUGGAGCAGGAGAACUUUUGUAUGACUUCCACUGAGCAAAACAUUGUUACAUCAGAGACAAGUGUUUGGGAUAAGUGUCACAAGUGCAACAUCAGCCGUCAUAUUGCUGUUCCUGCCCGUGUGCUGUACCCAACAACCCCCAACCACCCAGGAUAUAUACUGACAUUCAGCCCCUCCUCUGCCAAAAUGGACUGUUGGCAAGGUCUUGAACUUGGAGCGUACACAUCAUCCUUCCCGCAACACUCAUACCAAAUCAUGUUCUCUUAAAUUACAGUAAAUCCUAUGCAUUUCUCAUUGUGCAAUAUGUAUAGUUGUCUGUGAUGCAGCAGUGCCAUCUGUCGUGAAAACCCUGUAAUUGCCAUCCAGUACUAGUGCUACUACAAAACCUUUGAUCCUAUGUACAUUUCUGUUUAAGGACCCCCAAGUCUUUUUGGGUAAGCGAAGCCACCAGGUCUCCCCGCCAUACUGAUGUGAUUCUCCCCAGUCGCACUACUCAGUGAACCAGCCAGCCUUUAAUCUUCACUGUUUGUUUGUUUCUAUCGCUCAGUGGGAACUCUGACCUAAAGAACUGAAACUUUCUUAAAAUAAAAUCUAGAUGACGCAAAUUAUAUGUAGAAAUCAUAGAGUAACUAUAGAGAUUUUAUCAGAGUUGCUAUUGUUAUCUGUAUCAUAAUGAAGUGCUAUCAUAGAAGAGAGUAGAUGAUGUUAUUGUAGGCUCUGUACAGCAUACAGGGGAAGGAAAAUGCUUUGCUUUCUUUUUUCGUUUGUUUAUUUACGUGGUUAUGUUGUUAAAAACAUGUUUUUUAAAGUACAAGAGAAAAUAUUUAAAACAAAACGUUUUUUGAGUGAGCUUUUCUUUCUCUUCUUGUUGACAGUGACUGAAUUAAUAAUGUAAUUCAAGGCCUUUUUAGACAAUAUCCUGAAGUCACAUUAGGCAGGCCUUCUCAGGGGUGACGGGUUGAGCAAAUGCUAACAUGACCAUCCAUUCAGGGUAUCCCUCCAUAGCUCUAAAGAGCAGGAAACACUGUACACAUGGAUGGAUUGACAAAACAAAACAAAACAAAAAAAGCAACUUACAGUGCUGUACCAUAGAGAGGACAAGGGAUGGAUUUUGGAAAAUAAAGCUUUUACUUGUAAAAA